Prionailurus viverrinus (fishing cat) is the source of this 3535-nucleotide messenger RNA. RefSeq names its product tripartite motif containing 52 (gene TRIM52). Gene Ontology annotation, cellular component: nuclear body. Gene Ontology annotation, molecular function: zinc ion binding. The transcript is spliced from 3 exons. The record is from RefSeq and is a predicted model, not a curated record. Bases 663 to 1586 code for a protein of 307 amino acids. Lineage: Eukaryota; Metazoa; Chordata; Mammalia; Carnivora; Felidae.
AGCACGAGUUUGGACGCCGCUCUCCCCACCCUUUUGGGUCCGUGUCCGGGGAACUGCCUCGGCUGAGGGACUGCUGGAUACUCUGUGUCUGGCUGGUGUGGAGCGGUGUAAUGGUCUGUUGAUUCUCUUUCCACCUCUGCCCAUUCUCACGUCUUUCCUAUCAGGACCGGCUGGAUGGCCGUCAGGGCUCCCAACUGUCGCGUCCCCUGGGGCAUCAUAGAGAACGUAGUCCUCCAUUGGCUCAGUCUACCCUUUCCGAGUGUGGGUUAGAGUGCCUACGUCAUUUUCGGUCGCCUCGGGCUGGGUGAGGAGUGCCGCCACCAGAGGAGGACGCCGCUGGGUCGGGCAAACCUGGAGGGAGGCAAGAAACGUGUCGGGACCCGGAUUUGCAAGCUGAGGCUGGAAGGAAAGUGGAAGCUGCAGCCUGGUUCCGCUCCCGCUCCUCUUGGAGGGCGGCUGAGUCAGCGCUAGAGGGCUCUCGCGCCUUGAGCUGGGAAGAGCCUGAGGGAGGGGAGUAAGGCUCCUUUGCCAGCCUGAGGAGGAAGAGCAGUGUAGAGAAAAACCUUGGGUCACAAGCGUAGCUUGGACACGUAGCCUGCAGACACGUUCCCCGCUCCUCAGCUCGGAGUUGACGCAUCCACACCUCCAGGCUGCGCAUUAAAAUGGCUGGCUGUGCCACUACUCCUAACCCCAUGCAGACCCUUCAGGAGGAAGCGGUGUGUGCCAUCUGCCUGGAUUACUUCAAGGAUCCCGUUUCCAUAGGCUGUGGGCACAACUUCUGCCGAGGAUGUGUGACCCAGCUGUGGGGCAAGGAAGAUGAGGAAGACAGGGACGGGGAAGAAGAUGGAUGGGAAGAAGACGAGGACGACGAUGUGGAGGGGGCCACCGGUGGAUGGGACAACUCUAUUAGAGAGGUUUUGUACCAGGGCAGUGCUGACGAGGUGUUCCAGGACCAAGAAGAUGAACUCUGGGUUGGUGACGGUGGCGUCAGGAAUUGGGACAACAUGGACUAUGUGUGGGACCAGGAGGAAGAAGAGGAGGAAGAUCAGGACUAUUACCUGGGAAGCUUGAGACAUGACCUGAGAAUUGACGUCUACCCAGAAGAGGAGAUAUUGGAAGAAUACGAGGACGAGGAAGAGCUGUAUCCUGACACCCACUUGCCUCCUCCUCCUCCACCUCCCCCCCCUCCUCCGCCCCCUCCACGUCAGUUCAUCUGUCCCCAGUGCCGAAAGAGCUUUAAGCGUCGCAGCUUUCGUCCCAACUUGCAGCUAGCCAACAUGGUCCAGAUAAUUCGACAGAUGAGCCCCACUCCUUAUCGAGGAAGUCGGGGGAAUGAUCAGGGCAUCUGCUCCAAACACCAGGAAGCCCUGAAACUUUUUUGUGAAGUGGACAAAGAGGCUAUCUGUGUGGUGUGCCGAGAAUCCAGGACCCACAAACAACACAGCGUGGUGCCAAUGGAGGAGGUGGUGCAGGAGUACAAGGUUGGGGCUGUCCUGUGCAUUAUAGGAUGCCUAGGAGCAUUCCCUGGACUCUACCCACCAGAUGGAGUGGAGAUAGGAGAUGAAGAACUCGUGUUCUUGAACUGAGAGGAAAUCCUCUGCGUAUACAGGUCAACAGCCAGGGGAGUGCUUGCGCUGAGCAUCUCUACUAGAUGAUGCGUGGAAUCUCUCACCUCUCCAUUUGUGCCAAGUGCCCAGGGCACUUGGCAUGACCCCAGUUAUGAACAGCAAGCUGGAUAUUGGUGUGGGUGAAGGUAAGAGUCUCCCACGACAAGAGGAGAAACAAAAUACAUGGGUCGAAGUCGAGUUGGACUAUAGUGUUGGAAAAGCAAGAAGACAGCUAAUUGGGGGUGCUAUGGUGGCGGGUGACAUACGUGACUGGGACCCUUGAAGCACAGUCAGGAUAGCGUCCUGAAGAGCCAUGAUUCUUCCCCAAGCCUGCUGGCCCUCUUGUCAAUUGCCCCUUACCUCCAUCUCACGGUUUGAGUUUCAGCACCUGCAACAAUCCAGUUCAAGACUUUUGCACUGACUGUCUCUCCAACUACAUCUCCUCCCACAUACUUUCCCUUAUUGGAACAUUAACUUUCCAUAUAGCCACAGGGCUGUAUCCUACUUCUUCCUCUCUUUGCUCCAAUCUCUCUCUCAAUCUCCGUUCCACUCACCCCAUCAAAUGUAAACCAAAAAAAAACAAACAAAAAAAACAAAACAAAAAACAGGUCCCCACCGUCUUGGCUCACAGGUGUAUUCCCCCCAACACCUAAAACAGGAACUGGUACCAAAGAAAUGCUAAGGUUGCCUGCAUUUACUCUGCCAGGCACCAUUCUGGGCGGCUUUACAUUUAUUGACUGAUUGAUUGAUUGAUUGAUAGAGAUAGAGCACAAGCAGGGGAGAGGCAGAGAGAGGACAGAAUCCCAAGCUGGCUCCGUGCUCUCUGCGCAAAGCUGGACGGGGUUCGAACUCACUAACUGUCAGAUCAUGACCUGGGCCAAAAUCCAGAAUCAGUCGAUUAACUGACUGAGCCACCAAGGCGUCCCUGGGUGCUUUACCUAACUCACUUACUCUCCUCAACACCGUUUUAGGUUGAUAGUAUUGUUUCCAACCUCAUUUUACAGAUGUGACACUAAAAAUAAUACACAUUACAAACAAAAUAAUUAUGUAUAAUCCCCCUUAUUUUGCAUAAAUGAUAGUCACUGCUAUCAUCCUGGUCUGUGCAACCCCCCCCUCCCCUAUUUAAAAAAUAUUUGAGGGGCACCUGGGUGGCUCAGUCAGUUAAGCAUCUGAAUCUGGAUUUUGAUUCAGGUCAUGAUCUCAGGAUUUGUGAGUUCGAUCCCAGUGUCCAGCGUUCUGCCAAGAGCAUGGAGCCUGCCUGAAUAUUCUCUCUCCUUCUCUCUCUGCCCCCACCCCCGUUCAUGUGCACCUCCCUCUCUCUCUUAAAAUAAAUAAACUUAAAAAAAAUAAAAUUAAAAAUACUUGAGAGAGGCGCUGCCAGCCAGCAUCAUAUCUUAAUUUCAAGAAUGUGCCGUAGCGGGAGGCACUACAUACUCACAUACCAUGAGGUUAAAUGGGAGGGCGGUAGCCAGCCAGGCAACCAUGUUCCACUGCUUCCCAGUCUGAGGACACCUCCUUGGGGGCACGCCUGGACCCCCCAGCCGGCCUUUCUGGGAGGUGGUUAGGCCCAGAGCGGCUUUGGACCCGAGUCCCCAGAAUUCAGAACCCGGAGGCCUUUCCUCUCGCGGCCGUUCAGUUUCUAUGACGGCUCUCUGCACUCCUGCCUAGACGAGAGCUCGGUGACCGAUAAGCGGCCCACGGACCGAUUUUUCGUUCCUCCCCGCUUUUACGCACCGUAACCCAUUUUCGUCUUAACUCCUGCCUGGACUAAGCCCUUCCGAACAGGGAGUGCCUCAGCCAAUUCCCUCAGAGCAAAAACCUCUUGAUGAAAGAGCUGCCCUCUGAGACAGAAGUCUGUUAGGGUUUAAUAAUUCACCUGAGCACAGUGUAUUUAAAAAAAUUUAAUACCAUAUUUUUCAUAUCGCUUA